AUGCUAUGGCGCACUUUGCCGUCGCCAUGGCGUCCCGGGUCUUUUGUUCAGUCCCCGUUCCCUCAGCUCUCCAAUCGGUUUACUCGACCUCGCCAUAUACCCAGUCCGUAUCGCAUCCGACCGUUGCACGAUGACCGAUCCAUUCGACUGGUGCCUUCUUCUACAAUACCCUCUAUCCGUCACGCGAAGCUCCUGGAGGAUCCUACACAAUAUGAGGCAAAUCACAUAAAGAUUACUGGCUUGGUGCGGAGCGUGCGAAAGCAGAAAAAGGUAGCAUUCGCGCGCAUUGCAGAUGGCUCGACAUUGGCCAGUGUUCAGGCUGUGUUUCCUGAACCGGCUUUGGCGAAGGACAUAACAAACGGUGCCUAUGUCGCAUUGAUCGGCAGUUGGAUUCCAUCAGCAGGCGCAGGGCAGACCCAUGAAUUACAAGUGGACAGGAUUGAGACAAUAGGGGAGAGCAAUCCUUUGGAGAACCCUAUCCAGAAACAAUCCAUGUCCGUGGACUUUCUCCGGACCAUUCCUCAUUUGCGAAUGCGGACAUCUUUUCAGUCCCUCGUUGCUCGCACCCGGAGUCAUUUGACUGCUGCAGUGGGUUCAUAUUUUCACAAUGCCACCAAUCCCGUAUAUCAGGUGCAUCCGCCACUGAUCACCUCCUCGGACUGUGAAGGCGCUGGGGAAGUCUUCACAAUAACGCCGCAGAGCAGCGAACGAGUGCCCGAUUGUACUCCGAAUGCAUCUAAAGAUGAGGAGAGGUUAUAUUUCCGGGACCCGAAAUAUCUGACAGUUUCCUCGCAACUACAUCUUGAAGCGUACGCUGCCGAACUGGGAGAUGUUUUCGCAUUUUCGCCAACUUUCCGUGCCGAGGAAAGUGAUACCCCACGCCAUCUGUCUGAAUUCUACAUGCUGGAAGCUGAGCACCGGGCCAUCAGUUUGGAUGAUCUAUUAGCAAAAGUGAGGGCUCUUGUUGUGCAUCUUGUCCAGUCUGUGCGAGAACACCAAACGGGCAGAGAGCUCGUGAAAUAUUACACAGACCAAAGGCAUCAGGCUCAAGACGCCGAGCCCAUUGACCUAGAAGAUCGAUGGAACAGACUCGCAGGGCCUUGGCACACUGUGGACUAUUCGUCUGCAACCAAGGCUCUUAGGGAGGCACACGACUCAAACGGCGGAAAACUCUUCGCCACCCCACCGCAUUGGGAUCACGGUUUACAACUCGAACACGAACGCUGGAUUGUUGAGAACAUAGCAAAAGGCAACCCAGUCUUUGUCACCCACUACCCCAGAGCCAUCAAGCCAUUUUACAUGUUGCCCUCGUCUCCCUCGAAGUCCAAUGACCAACCUGAACAUGUUGAGCCCAGCUCAUCAAUUGACGGUCGGCAAACGGUUGCCUGCUUCGACCUCCUCUUGCCCUUUGGAUACUGCGAGGUUGUCGGCGGAAGUCUCAGAGAACACCGUCUGGAGAACUUGAUCAAGAACAUGCGCGAGAAAGGACUUCUCAAAAUAGCGGAGACACCCAAUGGUGAUGCCUAUCCAUUCCUGCAACCGGGCGAAAGCUUGGGCAACCUGAAGUGGUACGCCGACCUCCGACGCUUUGGAAGUAGCCCCCACGGAGGCUACGGGCUGGGGUUUGAUAGGUUGCUGGCUUAUCUCACCGGGGCGGGCAAUGUCAGAGAGGUCGUCGGGUUUCCAAGGACAUGGGGGAGGGCUGACUGUUAG
This is a messenger RNA of Capronia epimyces CBS 606.96, 1713 nucleotides long. Its product is annotated as asparaginyl-tRNA synthetase. Bases 1 to 1713 code for a protein of 570 amino acids. Gene Ontology annotation, molecular function: ATP binding; nucleic acid binding; asparagine-tRNA ligase activity. NCBI's taxonomy places the organism in Eukaryota, Fungi, Ascomycota, Eurotiomycetes, Chaetothyriales, Herpotrichiellaceae. Gene Ontology annotation, biological process: asparaginyl-tRNA aminoacylation. Gene Ontology annotation, cellular component: mitochondrion. The record is from RefSeq and is a predicted model, not a curated record. The transcript has 3 exons.